Molecule: messenger RNA, 8894 nt
Organism: Anolis carolinensis (green anole)
Lineage: Eukaryota; Metazoa; Chordata; Lepidosauria; Squamata; Anolidae
Exons: 2
Coding region: 827-2002 (391 amino acids)
Source: RefSeq, a predicted model, not a curated record
AAUAAUAAUAAUAAUAAUCAUCAUCAUCAUCAUCAUCAUCAUCAUCAUCAUCAUCAUCCCCCCGCAGGUGCCACCUUGACGUGGUGUUGGGGCUUAACCAUUCCAAAGAUGCUGAGGGCUGUGUUGGCGGGAGUGUAACUACCGGCAGGUCCAACCAAGCCAGAGAGGCCUCAGCGGAGGAAUGGAACAAAGAGCACCUAACCCAUUAGCAUUAUGGAGAAUCAAACCAAAACGAAGUCUAUACUGGCUUGGUCGUCGCCCAGGAUAAAAAGGACCGCGGUGGAUGCUGCUGAUUCUGGACAUCCAUCGACAAAUGGGCUACGGAAUAAUCAAAACCCAAAUGAACAGUCACAGAAGCAGCAGAAAUAUACAAUGCCAGAAAACCGCACAGUCAUGAAAUGCAAUUACAACUCUGAAUCUGAAAAGCGUGGCUACCAUAAAGCCAGAGAAAACUGCAACAACGAAGUUCUGGAAAGAGCUUUGGGAAAAUAAUAAGAACUACAACAAAAACGCUGGGUGGAUAAAGGAGUUUGAAGGAAAAUUCUCACAGAACAAAAUGGAACAGAUGGAAAUAACAACUGAAAUGAUCAGCAAACGAGUGCAAAAUGUCAAGAACUGGACAUCGCCUGGUAGUGAUCAACUUCAUGGAUUUUGGCUCAAACAUCUGAUUAGUUUACAUGGAAAAAUGGCCCAACAAUUCAAUGAGAUGCUGCAGAAAGGAAGUAUCAGUGAAUGGCUAACAAAUGGAAGAACAUAACUGAUACAAAAGUAUCCAGCAAAAGGAGCAGCACCAGGAAACUACAGGCCAAUAACGUGUCUGCCCACUAUGUUUAAACUACUGACUGGCAUCAUAGCUGACAGAAUUCAAGACUAUCUUGAAGAAAAAAACAUCUUGCCAGAUGAACAGAAAGGCAACAAAUGGAAAAGCAGGGGCACAAAAGACCAGUUAUUGAUUGACAAAAUGAUUCUGGAGAACUGUAAAAGCCGAAAAGCUAAUCUUCACAUGACGUGGAUUGACUACAAAAAGGCCUUUGACUCACUCCCACACAACUGGAUCAUCAAGUGCCUGGACGCCAUUGGGAUUAGUAAAAACGUUGACACCUUCAUUGAAAACAUGAUGGAGCACUGGAAAACUGAACUGUUUGUUGGAAAUGAAAGCUAUGGACUUGUCAACAUCAGGAGAGGAAUUUUCCAAGGAGACUCAUUGUCCCCUCUGCUUUUCAUUAUUGCCAUGCUCCCUCUGUCAACAAUCUUACAAAAAACAAAUCUCGGCUAUCAAACAUCUAAGAAUUCUCACAAAAAUGAAGGAAAAGCUGAUAAGGAGAAGACCUGGCUAUGGCUCACGAAUGGGACCCUGAAAAAGGAGACAGAAGGCCUGAUCCUUGCAGCCCAGGAGCAACCCAUCAGAACAAAUGCAAUUAAGGCCAAGAUAGAAAAAUCAGCUGAUGACCCAAAAUGCAGACUGUGCAAGGAAACCGACGAAACCAUUGAUCAUAUUCUCAGCUGCUGUAAGAAAAUCGCACAGACAGACUACAAACAGAGGCACAACUAUGUGGCCCAAAUGAUUCAUUGGAACUUAUGCCUCAAGUACCACCUCCCAGCAGUAAAGAACUGGUGGGAUCACAAACCUGCAAAAGUAUUGGAAAAUGAGCGCGCAAAGAUACUGUGGAACUUCCGAAUCCAGACUGACAAAGUUCUGGAACACAACACACCAGACAUCACAGUUGUGGAAAAGAAAAAGGUUUGGAUCAUUGAUGUCACCAUCCCAGGUGACAGUCGCAUUGACAAAAAACAACAGGAAAAACUCAGCCGCUAUCAGGACCUCAAGAUUGAACUUCAAAGACUCUGGCAGAAAGCAGUGCAGGUGGUCCCGGUGGUGAUGGGCACAUUGGGUGCCGUGCCAAAAGAUGUCAGCCGGCAUUUGGAAACAAUAGACAUUGACAAAAUUACGAUCUGCCAGCUGCAAAAGGCCACCCUGCUGGGAUCUGCGCGCAUCAUCUGAAAAUACAUCACAGGGGAAAUGUUCGACUUGUGAUUUUGUGAAACGACAUCCAGCAUAUCUAUCCUAUUUGCUGUGUCAUAGAGAAGAAGAAGAAGAAGAAGAAGAAGAAGAAGAAGAAGAAGAAGAAGUAGUUUAUUUGUAUCCCGCCACCAUCUCCCCCGGAGGGGACUCGGGGAGGCUCACAGAAAUAUCAAAUACAAAACAAUAACAAUAUACAAUACAUCAAUAAACAAUAACAUACACCAAUUGUAAUAUUUGCACAUUAACCAAAAAGAAUAAAAACACACUUAUUAAAAACAAAGAAUGUAAAAACAGUGGUUGUAAUAGUAAAUUAGCAAAGUGCACAUUAUAGGUUGUAAACUCAAAACAUAGAUAAAGUGCUCCAGAUUUGUUUGAGGUCAAUUUGGGAUGAGAGGAGAGGUCAAGUAACCAGGAGAAGUGUGACCAAUGCAGGAAAGGUUGAGGGAUAUAGUUAUGAUUAUGAUGGGGAUGGGCGAUCUUUUCAGGCUCUUCUGAAAUGCCAUCAGGGUGGGGGCUUGCCUGAUCUCCCUAGGGAGCGAGUUCCAGAGCCAGGGGGCCACUACAGAGAAGGCCCUCUCUCUUGUCCCCACCAACCGUGCUUGUGACGGCGGCAGAAACGAGAGGAGGGCCUCCCCUAAGGAACGAAGAAAUCAUGCAGGUUCAUAGGGGGAGAGACGAUCACAAAGGUAGGUGGGUCCCAAACCGUUCAGGGCUUUGUAGGUAAUCACCUGCACCUUGAAUUGGGUCCGGAAAAUGAACGACAGCCAGUGGAACUCCUUAAACAGGAGGGUUGACCGCUCCCUAUAUUGGGCUGCAGUUAGAAACAAGGCUGCCAAACAUUGGACUAAUUGAAGUUUCCAGGCCGUCUUCAAAGGCAGCCCCACGUAGAGCGCAUUGCAAUAGUCCAAUCUAGAGGUAACUAAGAUGUGGACCACCAUGACCAAGUCAGACUUCACGAGGUAUGGUCACAGCUGGCGCACAAGUUUUAAUUGUGCAAAGGCCCUCCCGGCCACCGCCGACACCUGAGCAUCAAGCAUCAGUGCUGAGUCCAGGAGGACCCCCAAGCUGCGGACCUGCGCCUUCACUGGGAGUGCGACCCCGUCAAACACAGGUUGCCACCCAAUACCCCGAUCAGACAUAUGACUGACCUGGAGGACCUCUGUCUUGUCAAGAUUAUGUUUCAGCUUAUUCACCCUCAUCCAGCCCAUCACAGCCGCCAAGCACUGGUCCAGUAUCCGAGGGGCUUCCUUGGAUUUCGGUGGAAAAGAGUAGUAGAGUUGGGUGUCAUCUGCAUAGAGAUGGCACCUCACUCCAAAACUCCGGAUGACCUCUCCCAGUGGUUUCAUGUAGAUGUUAAAAACCAUGGGGGACAGAAUGGAACCUUGCGGAACCCCACAGGUCAAGGGCCAGGUGUCCGAGCAGGUGUCCCCCAGCUUCACCAACUGGGAUCGGCCCUCCAGGAAAGACUGGAGCCACUGCAAAGCAGUACCCCCAAGGCCCAUCCUGGAGGGCCGACCCAGAAGGAUACCAUGGUCGAUGGUAUCGAAAGCCGCUGAGAUGUCCAAGAGAACCAGCAGGGUCACACUCCCCCUGUCCAGUUCCCUGUGGAGGUCAUCCACCAAGGUGACCAAAGUCGUCUCAGUACUGUGACCAGGUCUAAAGCUGGACUGCGAUGGGUCCAGAAAAUCAGUGUCAUCUAGGAAACCCUGGAGCUGCGAAGCAACCACUCACUCCAGGACCUUGCCCAAAAAAAAGUAGGUUCGAGAUUGGUCUAUAAUUGCUCAACAUGGUCGAAUCAAGGGAGGCCUUCUUCAGAAUAGGUCUCACUAUGGCCUUUUUAAGGGCAGAUGGAAAUUUACCUUGAGCCAGUGAGGAGUUAAUUAUCUUCACAAACCAAUCUCCUAACCCUCCUCAGGCCGAUUUAAUUAGCCAAGAGGGGCAAGGAUCCAUGGCACAAGUGGUCGCUCUCACCGCACCAAGGAUCCCGUCCACGUCAUCCAGGUGAACAAGCUGAAACGAAUCCCACAAAAUAGGACAGAGAGGUGCCUCAGUUACCUCACUUGGCAUUGCAUCAAAGCUAGCGUCCAAGUCAUGACGAAUCUGAGCGACUUUGUCUGCAAAAUGGUGCGCGAACUCACUGCACUGAGUUGCCAAGUCCUCAGGUGUCUCUGCACCCUUGGGAGGGUGGAGGAGCUCCCCGACGACACGGAACAACUCUGAUGGUCUAUUAGUUGCAGACGCUAUGUGGGCAGUCAUGAAGGUCUUCCUGGCUGCCUGCAAAGCCAUGGAGUAGGCCUUAAUAGCGGCACUAGCCCGUGCUCGGUCAGAGACGUCCUGAGUUUUCCGUCAGCGGCACUCUAGUUUCCUUCUUGAGCAUUUCAUCACUGCCAACGCCUCUGAGAACCAGGGAGCCGAAGUGAGUCUUCGCAAUGAGAGGGGACAUUCGGGGGCGAUCAUGUCAAUUGCCCUGGACAUCUCGCUAUUAUAGCGUUCCACCAAGGCAUCGACAGGAUCGUCAGCCUCCAUGACAGGAGAAACCCCAAGAAUCCAUCAGGAUCCAUAAGUCUUCUGGGGUGGACCAUCUUAAUGGGUCCACCACCCCUGCGGAGAUUCGAGGAGAUUGUGAGUCUUAAACUGAUCAGGUGGUGGUCAAACCAUGGCAAUAGAAGAAUAUUUGGCUCUUCCACUCUGACCCCACCAUCCGUCACAACAAAUACCAGGUCGAGUGUGUGACCAGCUUGAUGGGUGGGACCAGAUAUCACUUGGGACAGCCCAAUGGUUGUCAUGGCAACCAUGAAGUUUUGAGCUGCGCCUGUCAAGGUGACCUCAGCAUAAAUGUUAAAGUCUCCCAGCACUACCAGUUGCUGGGAAACCAACGCCACACCAGAGAUCACCUCUGCUAGCUCGGGCAGGGAGACUGCUGUGUCGCGGGGUGGACGGUACACCAGCAGAAUCCCUAAGCUGUCCUGGGUACCCACUUUAAUGCGAUGCCUAGGGCACCUUUGGCCCCUGACCCUGUGGCCCUUACUGUCCAGGACGAAGAAGACUUGGGUUUUUUCCCAUGUCAGCAAGAUUCAACUCCUUUCCAGAUGCCUCAUGUUGACAUUUCUGAGCCAGAGCCAAUUAAGGAUACCCUUGAAACUGUGCCGGUUCUCCCAGAUUCUCCGGAAGGUUUAGUGUUUGAUCGUAGGGCAUUUGUACAAACAGAAAGAUCGCAAAGACAAAGUUUGAGGAGAAGCGCCAGAUUAGCGGAGCGUGGAGACUAUGGCUAAACCCUGUUCUCUUGGGAAGAAUUUGGGAGUUAGACACCUGGCUGUGACUGUGACAAGCUCAGUUCUCUUGGGAAGUUUUAGGAGUCAGGCACCUGCUUUGGGGGAGCUUAUGAAGUUCAAUAAAAGUACUGCGCUGAGAACCUUCCUUUGCGGUGUCAACUUUACCUCUGACUGGAAAGUAACAUCGUCUCUAGCUCCUGGAAUUCAAGUGGCCUGAAGGUGCGCUACUCUUGAGUAGACCGGGUGCCGGUCUACCUCCCUGCCCAAGUUUGGACUGUGUUUUGGCUCCUGUCCAUCUAGUUCCUGCCUUGCUUUGAAAUCCUGUUUUUGGACAUUUACUCCAGAGAACACUUAUUGCCUCUUUGAUCCUUUUUCCCCACUCAAACUCAGCCGAGUAUUGAGUAUACUCGGCUGAGUUUGAGUGUGUUUCGGUUUUGGGACUUUGGACUCUAAUACUGGACAUAAGACUAUCACUUAUUGGACUAAUUUUAAUCUUUUCCGGAAGGUCAAUUGCUUAUUCAACUUUGCUGCUUAUUUCCUUUUGGAACUUUAUUUGCUUUAAGAAAGAUAUUAUAUUGUUAUUGGUCUCUGUGUUGGUUUUCAGUGCUCUCGCUGCCUUGGGGCGUAACACUUAAGAUGAACACACUCAAAACCUGCAGAUUGUGGGAUGGUGCACCUGACAAGGGAGAUGGACUGCUGAAAGACCACCGCAACCCCACCUCCCCGCCCCCCGGAUCUGGCCUGCUGUUGCACCCCAAAACCUGGAGGACACAGCUGGGUGAGAUUUACCCCACCGAGCUCGUCCAACCAGGUCUCGGUGAUGCAAGCCAAGUCCGCAGCUUCAUCAAGAAUCAAAUCCUGGAUAAUAGAUGAUUUACCAUUGAUGGACCUGGCAUUGAACAGCAGAAGCUUCAAUCCGAGGGGACUGUCAUGGAGACUACCACAUCUAACCUUAUCCAGGGUUGCAAGAACUCUGAUGCGCUUAUCCCUGGGUCGAUGGUGAUUUUUCCUCCCCCUCCCCCACACGACCUCAAUAGUCUCCCCCCGACCCUGGACCACCCCACCCCCUGGGGAACAGGGAGAUGAGAACUGAGAGUAGGGCACCCUAGUCAGCUCUCUGUAACUGGAGAGCUACACGAGGAUGGAUUGUGUCCACGAUGAGGCAGUAAUGGUGAUGGUGGUGGUGAGGGGAGUGAGCUAUCAGAAAAGUUGGAUUGGCUGAACAAAAUCAGUAUCUGAGGGUGGGAAUCGGGAGUGGAUUGGGUAGUGGAUGAAAACAAAGAAGUGGAGAUUUGACAAUUUUCUUCGAAUGAAGGGGACCUAAUUGGGGAGCUACGGGCACUAUUAAUAUUUGAGGUGAUAUGAACUCGAGAGGGUGGUACCAAGCCUACCACUAAGGGGCAGAUCAAGGAGUCUAAUACGACUCUUCUAAGAUUAAUUCCCCAUGAUUGUAAUAGGGGUUUAAGUGCCCAAAGCUCUUCUGUUAGUGAGCUAUCCUCAAAGGUGGUAAUGAGGAAAAUAAAGAGGUCUUGUAAUUGGAAGUCCCUACACAGCCAAGUAACAGUCUUCAAUUUGACUGGGGUUAAGCUCUUAGAUAGUAUCUGGGCUAGGAACUUCUGAACCGCUCUCCUAGAGGUCCAUCUACCCCUAUUUAAUCCUGAAUCUGUGAUCUCGAACGCCAAUUUCUCCUUUUGGAGGAGAAGAUUUUGAUUUUGAUGGCGCUUCGGGACCGAUGGACAGGAAACAGACUCUGAUGUUAAAUUUGUAAAUGAUCUUAACACACCCAAAUCUACUACACUACACCCAGCCUUCCCCUCAGCCCUGCAAGAGCACGUGAAGAGAAAAGGGUCACAAAUAAAAGUUGUUGCUGUUGUGAUGAUGACAAUGAUGCUUUCUUGUGAUAUGUUGUGGUAGACUCAAGAAACAUAGGAGAAUAUAUCUAAACCAUAGAUCAGUAGUUUGUAGCAUCUGAAUUUUUGUUUUAAAGAAAAUUAAACAUGUCCCUACUUUAUACUUUAAUUGUAAAGAAAAGCAAAUAGUUCCUUGUUUACAUUCAAAGUGUUGCCUCCUGUUGGCUCUUUUCCACAUCUUUAGACAUAAGGAGCCUUUUAAAAAUCUAGAUUUUUUUUUAAGAUUCCCAAAAAGAACAGCACUGAUCUAACUGUAAAGCAGGUCAAGAAAGAGGAAAUGAGAGGCUGGAAUGAGGAUUGAUUGUGUCCCAAGCUUUUCUAAUAAAAAUAAUGAUCUAGCUCACUUUUGUACAGCAUUUGUUUGUACAAAACUGAGCUAAAAUCUGCAGGGAAGUAUAAAUGACAAUCCACAAUAUGGGAAUUGUUGAAUAAACUGCUAAAAUAUAUAAUUAAACAUUUUGUAUGUCGACUGACCCACCUGAUCUGUUAUAAAACAAAUUAAUGAAAAAACAUACACUGGUGAAAGAAAAUAUGGUACAACUGAAGUACAACUCACAUACUGUCCUGAUGCCAAUUCCAAAUAUUAAAUUGGAUGAUAAGCCCAUCAUUAGAGCUAAGCAAAUAAUUCACACACAGUGAAUAAUUUAUUUAACAAUCUUAGUUCCUUUUUUAUGUAUACAGAAUAUCCGUGAGUAGAUUGCAAUUACCCUGAAUUUAUUCAUUAUUCACAUUUACUGCAAUGUAUGUGAAUCUCUUUUUAAAUUCAAGAGCUUUUCACGAGAUGGCCCAUAAAGCAACAUCCUCAAACUGAGCUUUGCUGAUUUCAAAUAGAGGUACUAACUGAUCAUCAUUUCUAGUUUUCAAGUAAGGUACUCAUCAUUUUAGAAUAGAAACUAAAUGUGGUAAGACUAAGUAUUUGGCUUUACUAUUUAACAGAGCAUGUCCAAAUAUAAGUCACCCAUUUUUCUCUAGUUUCAAUCUCAUAGUUUCCUAAUGGAUGAAUAUCAGAAGGCAGUCUUAAGAAAGAAACAAAAAUUCUUAUUAUAGUAGCCAGUAAUGGCAACUUUUGUGUUCUAGAGUUAAUUUUUAAAACUGUGUUUCUUCAUGGUGGAAAAAUCUCCCUAUUUAUAACUGGCAGGAGGACCAUAUUCUGUGUCCCACUGGUGGGGCAACAUAAAGUGGGAGGAGAUGGGAGAAGGAUUUCUUCACUGCAGCACCCCCAUUGUGGAAUGCCCUGCUUUGGUGGAAAAACAAGGUCAGAUUAACCCUUUCUAAGCGUGCUGUAACACCAAGAAGAGUCCUCCUCCACUGAAGACCUGCCCCCAGCAGCAGCUGAGUCAGACCAGACAAACUGCUGACCAAGACAUUGUGAGCCACAGCCGGCCAGUAGGAUCCAUGGUGUGAUCAGAGACUGCAGCAAAGUGGAGCAUGGGAGAAGACAGUAAAGGUGGUUAUGCAGCAGUGUCGAACUGCACUGCUGGGUGGUCAGGUUUCAGUCUUUGCAGCAGCCAAAGUGUGUUGUGCCUGUCUGACUCAUACCAGGGUCAAUUCAGCAUACACUAUGGCAUAUUGGCCAAGAAUAGAGGGUCAGUGUAGAUCCACUCUAGCAGAACUCAGGACUAAGAUAUUUAUUUGUCUAGGUUCUGGUUUUGAUUUAUUUUGCUAUUAAAAUAAUUGGAUUGUAAUAAC